UGUCAGUUGUUGUUGGGGCCCCUACCCUCGAGCUUCUUGACGCCCGAUCCGUUGGUUGUACAUGGUGGUGUAGUCGGGAACGACCAUCAAUCAUCGAUAAUGAGUUGAGAUAUCUGGGAGAUGAACAACAAGCGAGUGUCCGUUGGAUUGAUGAUAUGAAGGUAUCCUCAAAACUGCCGGUUUUGGAGCGAAGCCAUGUUCGACCUUUGAAUAAUAUUUCCGGAAGCCGAGAUUUGUCGAGCACCAAGCCACAUCAUUCAAUGUCAUCGUCAGCCAAUAUCAUCUCCCAUCCGACACUCGAGUCAUACAUGCCAACGUUCCUUCUGCUGUUUUCCAGGUGUCAGAACUUCACUCCAACCCAACUUUCAAAUGCUGAAAAGAAUUGUUCUCGCAGCGUCCAGACCUUUCGACCUUCAAAUCAAAGUGAACAGGCAGAGAUAUCAAUAUCCACGCGAUACAAGCGACCUCGAAUCACCUAUCCUCUCAUGCUGUAUUAUAGUAACACGGCAUUUUCUCCCUCCGUUUUCCAGCACAGUACCUAUCUUAUGCAUGUGAUGCGUUCAAUGGGGCGAAACUCGAGUAACACAAACCUUCCACAUCGUCCAUGUCCCUCUGUCGUCCCGCACCAUUCAUGUCCCAAUCCCGCGCCAUGGGUGCCGUUGGUUGUGUGCUUACUGUACUACGACUGUCCUGCUGUCCUGUCGUACGUUGUUCGUCCCGUGUCUCUGGAACCGGUACUCGGUAGCGAAGCGAGCAAAACCGAGACGAGCGAACCACGGCACUGGACAUGACCGCAUCAAAUUCGGUUCGGCUGUUGGGAGAUGCAGGGAAAGCAAAGC
Neurospora hispaniola is the source of this 839-nucleotide messenger RNA. RefSeq lists its product as uncharacterized. Bases 156 to 791 code for a protein of 211 amino acids. NCBI's taxonomy places the organism in Eukaryota, Fungi, Ascomycota, Sordariomycetes, Sordariales, Sordariaceae. The record is from RefSeq and is a predicted model, not a curated record. The transcript has 3 exons.